GUUGGCAGGCAGAGUCCAAGGGUGGUGCCAUACCCAGCUUGCAGUCUAUGUCCUGGAGAACCUGGCCUUCAGAGUGCAGCAGUUGUGUCAAUGGGCUCAGCUGAUCAUCGACUGAACCUAGCAGAGAUCCUUUCACAGAACUAUGGUGUACGGGAAGGAAGGGAAGAAGAAGAUGAUACUCAGGAGAAGCAGAAAUCUUUAGAAGAGCUGGAGAAGAAUUUCAGUGCCUCUCAGAGCAGUGAAAUGCCAUUUGAGGAGCUGCUUGCACUUUACGGCUAUGAGGCAUCUGAUCCCAUCUCGGAGCAGGACAGUGAGAGCAAUGAUAUUACUCCAAAUCUCCCAGAUAUGACUCUGGAUAAGGAACAAAUAGCGAAGGAUUUGCUUUCAGGGGAAGAAGAGGAGGAGACGCAGUCUUCAGCUGAUGAUCUGACUCCAUCCGUCACAUCCCACGAUGCAUCGGACCUAUUCCCAAACCAGCCUGGCUCAAACAACUUCCUUGUUGAUGAAGACAAAGAGCCCUGUUCAUCUCCAUGUGCUUCCUCCAUGGCUGAGGAUUCAGAGGAGGAUUCCAUCCCAUCCAACGAGUGUAAGAAGGAGAUCAUGGUUGGACCUCAGUACCAAGCCACUGUUCCCAUCCUCCACUUCAGCAGACACGGUGAAAAAGCCUAUGAGAAUGAAGAUCAGCUGCUUUGGGACCCAAACAUACUCCCUGAGAAAGAGGUUGAAGAGUUCCUAUACCGUGCAGUGAAGCGGCGAUGGGAUGAGCUGUCUAGCAGCAGCCUGCCAGAAGGAGAGAUGGUGAAGGACAAUGAACAGGCUUUGUAUGAACUGGUUAAAUGCAACUUCAAUGCAGAAGAGGCACUGCGGAGGUUACGGUUCAAUGUGAAGGUUAUCAGAGAUGAGCUUUGUGCCUGGAGUGAGGAAGAAUGUAGAAAUUUUGAACAUGGCUUCAGGGUCCAUGGGAAAAACUUUCAUCUUAUCCAAGCAAACAAGGUCCGCACCCGGUCAGUGGGCGAGUGUGUGGAGUAUUACUACAUGUGGAAAAAAUCAGAGCGCUAUGACUACUUCACUCAGCAGACUCGUUUAGGAAGGAAGAAGUACGUCCUCCACCCUGGAGUCACGGAUUACACCGACAAUGACUUGGAUGGGGGUGAAGUAGAAAACGCCAGUCGUUCUCAGAGCUCCCCACCAAUUCCCUCUGCAACUAACUGCCUGGAUUCUCACUUCAGUCAAGAUCAGAUAGCAAUAGAGAGUACAGAGCCCCUCAGCGUGGAGAGCGCAGCCUGCAGCCUGGGCAGCAUGAGUGAAUCGGGGCAGGGCUAUGAGUGCAGUACUCCUUCGGAGACGAAUUGUUCCUUCGACCCCACAGAGGAGUCAUCCUCAGGCGCCAUCUCAGCUUCCCGCACACAACACACUGUCAGCCCCUCAGAAUCGGGGCUCUAUGCUUUGCCGCCAGCUGGACCAGGACUAGCAGAGAAGCAGGAGACGUUGCAGAGCUCUGGUGAGACGAUAACCAUGGACUUCACUCUCCCUGCAGACAUUAAUGAGGGUUUGCCUUUAAUUGCUGGCCCUGUGGAUUUGGACAGAGACCCAGAGGCAGUGGUGGCCCCUGCGCAAGUGUCCUUAUCGGUCACAGAUUUUGGCCUCAUUGGCAUCGGAGAUGUAAAUAGUUUUCUGACGGCUCAUCAGGCUUGCCCAGCACCUGUGGCUCGGUCAGAGCCCUUGUCACAGUGA
This is a messenger RNA of Cariama cristata (Red-legged seriema), 1734 nucleotides long. RefSeq names its product mesoderm induction early response 1, family member 2 (gene MIER2). The transcript is spliced from 12 exons. NCBI's taxonomy places the organism in Eukaryota, Metazoa, Chordata, Aves, Cariamiformes, Cariamidae. Bases 91 to 1734 code for a protein of 547 amino acids. Gene Ontology annotation, molecular function: histone deacetylase binding; transcription corepressor activity. Gene Ontology annotation, biological process: negative regulation of transcription by RNA polymerase II. The record is from RefSeq and is a predicted model, not a curated record. Gene Ontology annotation, cellular component: nucleoplasm.